Messenger RNA from Porites lobata, 2049 nucleotides. Lineage: Eukaryota; Metazoa; Cnidaria; Anthozoa; Scleractinia; Poritidae. The record is from the annotation of a GenBank genome assembly.
AUGGAUAUAAAGACCUUGCUUGACAAUCUUCAUGAUGAAGUAUCCUGUUCCGUGUGUAUGUGUACAUUCACUGAUCCAAAGCAGUUGCCUUGUUUGCACAGUUUCUGUCUUCACUGCUUACACGAAAUUCAACGAACAAGCGGCGUCCAUGGCAAAAUUACAUGCCCCGAGUGCAGAAGACAGUUUCAGAUUUCUGGAAGUGGAACUCCCAGCGAACUUCCCACCAAUUUUCGAAUAAACAGCUUGCUAGAUGUCUUAGCAAUAAAAGAGUGUAAUACAGCUAAAGUGAAGUGUGGAAACUGCUAUAAAAGGAGCGCCCAGACUUCGUAUUGCUUCCAGUGUUGUUCCUUCUGGUGCGAGAAAUGCAUUUUAGGACAUGACAUAAUGCGUGCUAACAAUGAACACAGAACGCUAGCACUAAAAGAUUUUCAAGAUCAAGACAUCAAGGCUGUAUUAGAGCGACCAGCAUUUUGUCAGAAGAAACACCAUGAAAAAGAAGAGCUGAAAUUCUUCUGCAAGGACUGUAAAGUCGCCAUUUGUAGCACUUGUGCUGUAACACUUCAUGAAGGUCAUGGUAAGAUGCCCUUGCAAGAAGCUACUGAUGAGCGCAAAACACAGAUUAGCUCAAUAAUAGUAUCUUUAAAAGACAAAGUACUGGAAAAACAAAAGGAAGUCGAACAAUUCAACCAAAAAAGUAUCGCAUUUCAAUCGAAAGUAGCCGAGGUAAAAAGCCAAGUGCAAUCUUGUGUAGACCAAAUCAUUGUAAUCAUCGAAGAGAGAAAACAAGAUGUUUUUGAUGCAGUCGAUAAGCAAGCGACAAAAUCACUGGAAAGUCUCUUACAGAAAAAAGACGAAGUGGAAAAACAAGUGAAAUUAAUUGAAUCAGCAAUUGAACAAACUGAAACUCUGUUAAAACGAGGUUUUAGCACUGAAAUCAAGGGAUUCAGUGAAACAUUUGAUUCAAUCCUGAAGGAACAGGGCACCAAAGAAAACGGCGACACUGAAUGUAUUCCUCGGUUUAGUUUCACUAAAAGUGAAAAACUGAUUAACCUGUUGAGCAUGAGCGAGGGGAUAGGUAAAGUAGAGUUUGUUUUUAGCGAAGCUAAAGCGCAACAAUCAAAAACUAAAGGUAAAGAAAGUAAUAAAGUAGAUGCUGGGGAUAAAGGGGCAAAUUUCUGUGAAAGUCCUUUUAAGGCUCAGGUAGAAACCAGGCGCUUCAGAUCUGUGCUGUCAUUUGGACAAAAAGGUGAGUCUGUUGGAAUGCUUAACGUUCCCUAUGGGGUGGCAGUGAAUGAUCAGGAUGAAAUUGCUGUGACUGAGCUCGGUAAUAACAGGGUUUCAGUGUUUAGUAGUGACGGUACCCACUUAAGAUCCUUUGGUAGGAAGGGUAAGAAUAAUGGUGAGUUCCAGUUCCCUACAGGGACUGCUUUUGAUAGUCAUGGCAAUAUUGUAGUGGCAGACUGUUAUAACCACAGGGUGCAAGUCUUUGAUCGGAAUGGCAACUUUCUUAGUAUGUUUGGUAAACAAGAAAGUCGUGAUAAUCAGCUCGAAUCCCCUCAAGGUUUAUCAAUAAACGGCAACGGUGAUAUUACUGUUGCUGAUAAAGGUAACAAAUUAAUCAAGAUAUUCUCUUCUAGUGGGGAGUAUUUACGUAAAUUUGGUAGAGCAGGUUCUUUGGUCUCUCCCAUUCACUGUAUUCAACAUGGUCAAUAUUUUAUAGUCUCAGAUCGUGGUGAUCAUACCAUUAAAAUGUAUAAUCUGGAGGGAAAGUUUAUUACUAAAUUUGGAAAUCAGGGAAUCAAAGAUGGAGAAUUUAAUGAGCCCCGUUACUUGUCAGUUAACAAAGAAGGAUUGCUUAUGGCCUGUGAUGAAAAGAAUCACAGAGUUCAGGUAUUUGAUCUGAGUGGAAGGUUUGUUACAAAGUUUGGAAGUGAAGGUAGCGAGAGAGGAGAGUUUAAGUGUCCAGUGUCUACAACAUAUCUUAGUGAUGGAAGGAUAGUUGCGUGUGAUAAGGAGAACAACCGAAUCCAGGUUUUUGACCAGUUAUAA